AUGGCCGCCCUCGGCGGAGACGCCGCCCCGCGGGGUCGCGCACUUCCGCUUCCCGCGGAGCGGGCGAUGGCGGGCCGGGGCCGGGGCCGGGGCCGGGGCCGGGGCCGGGGCCGCGGGCGGGCGCGCUGGUCGCUUGGUCCAUCCGCCGCGCCCAACUGCUCUCUCCUAGCAGGUCCCUUCGCCUCGGCGGGGAAAAUGAAGAUCGUGGAGGAGCCGAAUACGUUCGGGUUGAAUAACCCAUUCUUGCCUCAAACAAAUAGACUGCAGCCAAAGGUGUCCCCGUCUGCAGUAUCAGGCCCUGCACAUCUCUUUAGGCUUGCUGGCAAGUGUUUCAGUUUUGUGGAAUCCACGUACAAGUAUGAGUUUUGUCCAUUCCAUAAUGUCACUCAGCAUGAGCAGACUUUUCGAUGGAAUGCCUAUAGUGGGAUUUUAGGAAUCUGGCAUGAAUGGGAAAUUGACAACAACACAUUUGUUGGAAUGUGGAUGAGGGAAGGAGACUCCUGUGAAACUAAGAGCAGACAGACAAAGGUUCAUCUUGUUUGUGGGAAGAGCAAUAAAUUGGCUUAUGUGUCUGAGCCAAGUACUUGUGUUUACUCUUUGACAUUUGAGACUCCUCUCGUGUGCCAUCCCCACUCACUUUUAGUUUAUCCAACUCUGACUGAAGCACUACAGAGGAAGUGGGAUGAAGCAGAGCAGCUUCUGUACGACGAACUAAUAACCGACCAGGGUUACAAAAAAAUUCUGAAAGAGAUUUUUGAGGAAGCAGGACUUCUAAAAGCAACAGAAGAAAAUGAAGUUGAAAAACAGAGUAAGAAAAUAACUCCGGAAUUUGAAACAGUGGAAAAGUGCAGUAAGGAAUACAAGCAACUUUCUGAAGAAAUGAAAAAACUUAGAGUUUUAUUAGGUCAACAUGGUAUUGCUUACAAAGGAAAUUCUGCUGGAAAUACCAGUGUUGAGCAUGUAAGUCACCAACUGGCAACUGCAGUGGCAUCAGUUCUUAAUGGGUCAAAGAACGACGAGCACCUGCAUGGCGAUACAGGAAUUUGGAAUUACACUCUAUGAAGAAACUUGGGUGAUACAGAAUGCAAAUUAAACUGAACGUGUAUUAUGCCACAAAGAU
Onychostruthus taczanowskii (white-rumped snowfinch) is the source of this 1120-nucleotide messenger RNA. RefSeq names its product N-acetylglucosamine-1-phosphate transferase subunit gamma (gene GNPTG). NCBI's taxonomy places the organism in Eukaryota, Metazoa, Chordata, Aves, Passeriformes, Passeridae. Gene Ontology annotation, cellular component: Golgi apparatus. The transcript has 10 exons. The coding region runs from base 1 to 1062 and encodes 353 amino acids. The record is from RefSeq and is a predicted model, not a curated record.